AUGGAGGACACAUUGCGCCGUGUAGGUUAUGAUAGCACUACUGGCAAAACUCACGCGCAGUUGGCACGACUAUGCCAGGUUUACAAACCACUAAGCCCUUCAAACACCGGUAAUGGAAGUCCAACGGAUUGUGUCCCACCCUCUCAAGAUCAAAACUCGCCAGUUAGGCCCAUCGCUCGGAAAGGUCUGACAGCUUCUUUGCACGCAGGGAAUUCCCACACCAUUGAUGAAGCGGAUGCGGAAGGAUUGGGAAACCCAACGGCCACAAAUCCUGAACAUCAUCAAGGAUCGGGGACAUUGGAUGCAAGUAACCAAACCGCAAGAUUGUCAGCCUCUUCCCCCGCAGGGCCUUCCCACACCAUUGACGAAGCGGCCGCAGAAAAAUUGGGAAACUCAGAUGCAAGUAACCAAACGGUCAAAAAUUGUGAACCUUGUCACGGAUCGGGAACCUUGGAUGCAAGUAACCAAACAGUGAGAAACGGAGCAGUUGACAACUUGAUAUUGUUGGAAACUCCAGACUCCAGUCCCGCAGUUGGUUCAGACUCUUGGGAUCAGAAAGUCAAGAGGGAGACCAUCCUCAUCAUUGCUCAGAAGCUCCUCAGAACCCCAGCUCGGAUGUUGAAAUGCAUGAUGAAGAGAAUGCUAACACUCUCACCCAACUUGAUGCAAAUUCCAUAG
Messenger RNA from Puccinia triticina, 678 nucleotides. RefSeq lists its product as uncharacterized. NCBI's taxonomy places the organism in Eukaryota, Fungi, Basidiomycota, Pucciniomycetes, Pucciniales, Pucciniaceae. Bases 1 to 678 code for a protein of 225 amino acids. The record is from RefSeq and is a predicted model, not a curated record. The transcript is spliced from 5 exons.